Messenger RNA from Lactuca saligna, 2190 nucleotides. NCBI's taxonomy places the organism in Eukaryota, Viridiplantae, Streptophyta, Magnoliopsida, Asterales, Asteraceae. The record is from the annotation of a GenBank genome assembly.
AUGUCUGUCCAAUCCCCAUCAUUUAUCAGGAAUCACUUCUUUAAAUCAAUGGAAGCAAGAUGGGAUCCGGAUUUCUGUUUCAAGACUUUCAGAAUCUUUAAUUCAAGGUUUACGCCGCUGUUUCUGUUGUUUUGCCUUUCGUUCUCGACACUUUCUUCUUCACUUACUAACGAAGAUAACGUGCUCGACGAAAUUACACUCAACAUACAAGACAGAGCUUCACUUCUCCUGUUCAAGUCACAGCUCCAUGACCCGAAUCAAAGAUUGUCAUGGGUCGGUUCGAGUUGCACCAACUGGACUGGGGUGAGUUGCUCGAGAUGGAACGGUCGGGUUGUUGCACUCAACCUCACUGGGUUUAACCUCUCCGGCCAACUUCAUUCAAGCUUGUGUAAACUCUCAUUCCUCGAAACCCUAUAUCUGUCUCAUAACAAUCUCGAUGGCCAGAUUCCAGCUUGUUUUAGUUUGUUUUGGAAUAUCAAAAUCUUGGAUCUUAGUCAUAACAUGUUUAGUGGUGUUAUUCCUGAUACCCUCAUGAAAUUGAGCAGAUUAACCCAUCUUGAUUUUAGCCACAACCUGUUUGAUCAAAUGCUUCCGUACUGGAUUGGGAACUUCUCAAUGAAGCUAGAAAAACUCGAAAUGGGAUUUAAUUCGUUUCGAGGGGGGAUCCCCGAGGGUUUAUUGCACUUGAAAUCACUUAAAUACUUGGGUUUAUCUCACAAUAAUUUCUCCGGUGAUCUCCCGGACUUCCGGCAAGCGUUGGAGCAUCUUAGUCUCGUGUCAAAUUCGUUUUCCGGUACGUUACCUUGUUUAUCAUCAUCGGUUGAAUCACUCUCUUUUCUCGAUUUAGCUGAAAACUUACUCGAAGGUGGAGUUCCGACUUGCAUUUCUUCCCUACGAGCAUUAGAACAUCUUAAUUUGUCGUUCAAUCAUCUAACCUACGAGAUUUCGCCAAGAUUCCUGUUUUCGAAUAGACUUGUUGUUCUGGACUUGAGUUACAAUCAGUUGUCGGGUUAUCUUCCUAAAAAAAUUCUCGACUCACCGGAAAAGUCAGGGCUAAUUGUGCUAGACCUUUCGCACAACCAGUUCUCCGGCGAAAUCCCGCCGGAUUUCACAGAGUUAAAAAGUUUACAAGCUUUAUUUCUCUCCCACAAUCUUCUCACCGGCGAAAUCCCGUCAAGAAUCGGAAACCUAACCUAUCUCCAGGUAAUCGAUCUCUCUCACAACUCGUUAUCCGGUUCAAUCCCUCUAAACAUCGUCGGUUGUUUCCAACUUCUCGCAUUAAUCCUCAACAACAACAAUCUCUCCGGCGAAAUUCAACCGGAGCUCGACGCAUUAGACAGUUUAAAAAUUCUCGAUAUCAGCAACAACAAAAUUUCCGGCGAAAUCCCAUUGACGUUGGCCGGAUGUAAAUCAUUAGAGGUCGUCGAUUUAAGCUACAACAAUCUCUCGGGACCUCUAAACGAUGCGUUGACCAAAUGGUCAAACCUAAGGUACCUUUCUCUUUCACACAACAAGUUCACCGGAGCUCUCGCCAUUUGGAUCUUCAUGUUUGAAUCAAUCCAAACAAUCGACCUCUCCGGCAACAAAUUUUCCGGCGACAUCCCCGACGGGAUUUUCAACCUCAGUUUACAUUUCAACAAUGGCGAAGCUAAAGAAAACCCCAAAGCGCCAUUGUUAGAUAAUAACUUGUUACAUGGUCAAAUCCCAGAAGGGCUAUUUGGUCUACAUGGUUUGGAGUAUCUAAAUUUAUCUUACAAUUUCCUCGAUGGUCAAAUUCCCACAAAUUUGGAGUCAAUGUGGAGGUUAAAGAUUCUCGAUUUAUCGCAUAAUUCAUUAUCUGGUGAAGUCCCGGAAAAUUUAUCGGGGAAUUUGACACAUUUGAAUCUUUCGUUUAAUUAUUUUUCCGGGAUUGUUAAUAAGACGAAAGGUUAUUGGAGAUUUUCGGGGGCGUUUGCGGGAAACCCUAAUUUGUGUGUGGAGUCAUCUGGCGGUGAUGGUGGUGGUGGUGGUGGUUGUCUGACCGGAAAGUUGCCGGAGGAGCCGGAGAGGGUUUACGAAGAGGGGAAAGAAGAUGGGUUGAUAUCGGGAUGGGUGUUUUCAGUUAGUGCUUGUGUUAGUUUUUAUUCGGUUGGAGUUGCUUUGUUUUGUUCAUCAAGAAGUAGGAAUUUUAUGUUUCAGACGAAAGUUUAA